CUUAUGGCCUCGCACCCUUCCCUUCCCCGUCCCAAGGAGCUCUGAUCCAACCCCGUGGUUGCAGCAGGGCUGUGCUGUGCAGCUCAUAGAAUGGAAGUGAAUUGAGCACAUGAGGAUGCUGAUGAUUUUUGUCUCUCUUCUUUUCUAUUUUCCCCAAAGCAGGGCCUAUCUAAUAGUAACACUCGCCGGUUCAGUGGUCUUCUGGGGUCAAAACUAAGAGAUGCUGGCUAACAGAGCUAAUGUUAUUGCAGAAAAUACAGUACUGAGACUAACUUAAAUAUUAAUAUUUAAAGUACUUUCUUUAAUUUGUCCCUCCUUUUAUUUUUUGCUCUCAUUGCCCCCUCAUGACUGUUGUGUUUGGCAAGAUCCUGCAAGACUUCUGAUCCCCCUCCACUACUGAGGUCCAUCAGUCCUGUUGUGCUGUAUUCAUUCGUUCCUGGUGGUAGCUUGUCCUAAAACGUGUGUAGGAGAGCAUCUUAUGGUAAUUGUUGUGUAGUGCAUGAAUCUUUGUGAAAUUCAGAGAAAAACCCAAAUUCAGUGAAUGCCAAAAAAAUGCAAGUAUCCAGCCAUUGUUUGAAAUUGCAGUGGUGCUAUUUCUCUUGUGGCCUUUUAGACUUUCGUUGCCCUAAAAACUCCAUUUGACUGAGAAACCAUAUUUGACUUGGAUUUUUCUUGACAGGGUUUUUCUAUUUUAAGCAGUUUCUAAAUAAAGUUCUGUAUUUCAAGAGUGCCACGUCUGCUGGAGUGUCUCGUGCUUUCAGAUGUCAUCAGGCAGCCCCGAGAGCCCGCCGUGCUUCUCAGGGUGGAGCGUUGAGGACCUGCAGUGUCGGCUCCUGGGAGGGCAGCUCCCGUCCCAGCUGUGUCCCUGUGGCUAGCAGGAAUGCUGCAGCUUCCCUUGGAGUGUGCUGGGGGAGGCGUUGCUACAGUUCACCCCCACCGCUGAGAUGCUGUCCUCCUUCAGCAUUCUGUGGGUGCUUUGUUAAAGGAUGGGCAUUGCUGGUGCUGGGCCUGGGGUUGGACUGCAGGAGUGCAGGCGUAGAACGCGGGGGUUUUGAUGCACAUAAAAUCUUCUUUACCAUUACUCGUUUACUUGGAGCUCAGAAGCUUUCUGCUGCCAACUUGAAAUGCUGCAUGAUUCCAGCAAAGCCAACGUGGCAAUGGUACGUGGUUGGGUCGGAGGUGACUUUUGGGUGCCUGCUUCCUUGCAGCCCGGUGACGUGCUGGGAUGUGAGGCUGCCUGAGCUCUCUGUGAUGAGGAUGAGGUGUGUGUGGGUCUGUGGGGCACUCGGGUCCACCCGUGGGCUGUGUGGGGUUGGUUCUGAGCUCUGCUAUUAAAAGCCAGCCAACGUCCUUUGCUGGGAGUCAGAAAGCUGUGCUUUGUGGGGCCGAACGCCUGGUCCUAUCCCAUGUGCAUUGGGACUAAACUGAAACUGCAGUCUUCUAAGUCGAUUGCUGCUAAGAUUUCCACUUCCUUCCAUCCCUUCUGUGCCCCCAAGGUGGGGGCAGCCUCGUGGUCAGCCUAAACGACCCCAUCGUAGAUAAUAACGUCGGUACAAUCUGUUGCCGGCGUCCUUUUGGGGAAGCAAAUGGCAAUAAGCCCAACUCAAACCCAUAGACCUGACGUAGCCACUCUGCAGUGCGCGCUGUUAAUCCGUUACACAGCUCCCCUAUGGAGCAAUCCGGCCUUCCUUAACGUCUCUGUCAUGUCAGAUGUUUGGAACGCAGACGGGAUGGAAGAAGCAGAAGCCCACGCCUCCGUUCUGUCUGACUUGCAGGUGGGCUCGUGGCUGUUUUCUAACUUGGGUUGUUCCAUUUUUUUCCAGAAUUCCUGGUUUGCAAUGACAAUUCUUGCUGUAACUGUUGAAAGCCUUCGAAUAAAGGCCGAGAACUGUUCUGCAGAGCUGCUUGAGAUGUCAGACUGACCUGGUGACCAUCUGAAUUUGUGUAGCAGCACGAGGAACGUGGGGGGUAAUGGUGUGGGCUUACAGCACUGCUGGGAUAAGUCCAAUGUGCAGAGCUUUGAACCAGGGGUAAAGGCUGCUGGGUAAAGCUGAGGUUGGGCCAGAAGUCUUAGUGCCUGGGUGUUGGGUCGGGUGUAUCUCAUGAUGAGAGGUGGGCAAGUAUAAAAUGUGUACGUGGCCUGAGGUCUGGGAGGAUGGGUGUACUUACAUCCUUGUUAAGACAGCCUCUGCCUUCCAAUCGCAGCAUUGUAGGGGUUGGGAGGGACCUGCAGAGAUCAGAGAGUCCAACCCCGUGCAAAUGUUUUUCUUUCCCCUAUAAUAGAGGAAAAGGAACAAAGUUCAACUUCAGCCUCGGUGUUUUCUGAGAUCAGAGUUGAAGGCAGUUUGAGCUUUGGUGGCACGAGGGCUGAUUUCUCUAAGAUCCCUCUGAGCACAGCCGGCUGGCUUGGUUAGCUUUGAUUAGCAAAGGGCAUCCACAGCACAGCUUCGGUGCUUCAAAGUUGCAUAGGGGUUCUGAGUGCAAAAUCAUUGCAUGUAUGCGUGUUGCUUCCCAGCUUGCACGUGUGGGCAGCCCAUAGCAGAGCAUUGCAGGGUAUGCCCUCUGCAGCGCUCGUCUUUGCGGGUUUGGGUACAAAUAGCUGUGUGUGGCAGGGGAUCAAAGUUACAGAUAAUAUCAGUGAUGCAGACUUCGAUGUGUCACGAAGGCUGCUGCUGAUGGCAGUGUUUUAUAGCCCAGGUGAGGUCAGUGUCCUCUGGUGAAAGAUGAGGGCAGCCUCCCGGAUGGCAUUGGCUUAAUAAAGCGGUUCCUAACUUUGGAAAGGUCUCCCUUAUGAGAUGUGCUGCUAAAUGACUCCUUUCAGUGGGUUCUCUUUCGGGAUUUCGGUUGGUGCAGCUCUUCUCCUUCAUGGCUCUGUGGUUAUGCAGAUGGAACGGCCUGAUUAGGAAGACUGAAGGACGGAGACUGGGAACGGAGUUCCUGGACAUCAGUGGGACCUUCUGCCUGCCCGGAGGGGACAGAGGUGCUGCAGCCUUGGAUUAUGGGAUGCAGGUGGAUGACCAAUGUACAGCGUGGACCUGGGACCUACUGGGGGAAGUCCUGGAGGAAAAGCACUGCUCACAGAUCCAGACGCUCCUGGGGAACUGGUGCCACCAGAUAAAGCUCAUUCCUGAGCUCAAGCUUGUUGCCUCCUGCUCAGCAACUGAUAAGGGAGCUGCGGUGCUUGCUUGGCCAUGAAAUAACGCAGGGAAACUCCAGUAAGACAGGUCUCAGCCUCUGUUCUGUAAAGUAUCUGUUGCACAAUUGCGCCGGGCGAUGCUGCUGGCACCUUAAUGUUGCCUCCCCUCCAGGUAAAACCGACCCGUACCAAACUUUUGGGCUGUGGGAAACGGGAGCUGGGGAGAAAAUGUGGAAGGGGCUCAGUUGUUGUUUGCAGUGCCCUGUGAAUAAAGGAAGCUUUUGAAAGCUCCUGCAGGGAGAGAAUGAAUGGGUGCAGGAUCAGCUCCUGUUACGCUGUGGGGGCAUCCCCUGGCUGGGGGGGAUCGCUGAGGCAGGCUGAGGUUUGGGGGGGCUCAGAGCUGAGCCUGGGGAGGGGAGCAGAGCUGAGUGCUGUGCUCAGCCCUGGGAUGCUCGAGGGCUCCUGGGUGCCUGCACGAGCCCGGCAUCCUCGUUGGUUUUCACGCCCCUCCGUUGCUCAGUUUGCCUUUCAGUCCUAUUUCUCUGCCUUUUCUUGUUAAGUUUUGCACAGCCUUCAUCCCCACCCUUUGAAUUUGUCUUUUCCUUUUCUUCCCAUCACUCCCGUUCCCCUUUACGCUCCGUGGCUGUGUCUCUGUGCGCCUCUCCUUCCCGUCUCAUUCAUUUUGUCCCCUCUCUCCCCCUCCCCAGGUUCCACGUGCUUGCAUUUCCCUUUCCUUUCUCCGCAGUGCUCCAAAAGUAAUGCCUCCUAUUUUAUGAUGCUGCCCCACGGUGUCGGAGUCAGAUGUUGGUGGGAUGUGGCAGUAGAGGUGGUACCUUCCGUGUAUCUGAAUACUCCAUUCCCUGCUGUGUGUGAUGUGAUGGAUGGCAGCAGAGGGGCAGUCUGUCAGGAUGGCAUCUGACGUGGAAGUGAGGAUGGGGCAAAGGUGUGAUACUGAAUACCUCCACGCAGGAAAAGAUGGCACCCGCUGACAUUCCCUGACACCUGGUGAGUGCUGAUGGGGCACAGCGAGGCGGUAGGUGCCGCGCUGCAGAGUGGAGUAGUAUGCAGGCUCUCCACCGCUGGCAAAAAGGCGCAGCUCACGGUGGUGGCCGUUAAAGAACGGUGUUAUGUAGCUGAGAAUCCGCCCUAUCGUUGCGCUCGUUGUGGUUUCCGUGGGAACGAGCAGGAGGCAUUACUUUCGGAGCGAGCGGCCCAAGGCGCGGUCCCUCCUGGGGCCGGAAGGGCCGCGCGGUGCCGUAGCGGACGGAACGACCACCAGGGGGCGCUGUUGGGCCGCGAUUCGCGCUGACGGUGCCGUCCGUGCGCGGGGCUCAGAGCGCCGCCUCCGCGCGUUUCGUUCUGCCGAUCGCGCUUCGCCCUCUGAGCGGCUUUUGCCGCUUCUGUCCCGCUCCCCAAAUACUCCCACGUGCAGGCAGCCUUGGUUCGUUCCUCCCUUUGCCUCCUUUUCCUCUCUUCUUUCAUUUUCCCCGAUUUCCUAUAAGUUUUGCCUCGGACCCCUCUGUUCGUACCCCGGCGCUCUCCUCCUCCUCCUCACUGCCCCAUCUGCCCUCCGCGGCCGCUGCUGAGCGUCUGCGCUGUGCUGCAGAGGACCAGCAGUCGUCUCCAUGCAUGGCCGUCCGCCUCUGCUCGUAGCCCAUCAGUGACGGCUUUUAGAGAGAGGCACCCUCUGCUUUAAUGGCCCCCCGGAGAUGGAUGCUAUAGGCAAACCCGCUGCUGGUAGCAAUGUGCUGAUGGGUGCUUCUGUGUGCGGUGGUUGUUACAGUGCAGCAACUCCUGCACGUGCAUCACCUCCCGGGGGAAGGGGUGUUGGUGGGAGGUGGGCGAUCCUCGCCGGGAGGUGGGCACUGAUGGAGUAUUUCAAUAUCUGCUGAGCUUUCAUGACACCCUCAUUACUGAUACGGCUCUGCAGGUGCCCUUGAUGUGUUGUUUCUCCUUUAGCGUCGUCGCAGAGCCUCCAAUUCCGGUUUAGGGAUUUCCUGACCCGGUUAUCGUGCUGCUGUACGUCCGAUUGCUAUCACACGCUCUGCUUCCGCUGUGAGCCAGCAGUGAGUUUGCUCUUGUUUGCAUAGCUGUGUAAGGAAGAGCUUCGGAGUUUCUUGUUGGAAAGUACUGGUGUGACCCCACUGCAAUGGGGUCAGUGCUGGCUGUGCCCUGGGCAGAGCAUCCAUAGGGAUGCAGCAGAACCCUCAGCACCAGCGGACGGAACCCUGCAAGGUGCAUCUUCCAGUGUCCUGCCAGCUGUGCCUCUGAGAAGUGACAUCCCUGCAGGAGCUCAAGCAGGGAAAUGAAGCUUCAGAAUGUCCCAUCUCCUCCUUGCGCCGUGGUUUGGCCGAAAGAAGUGAGGAUUGGAUCCUGAGCCUGAGCAGCACUGCUGUGCGUUCCGGGCAGCGCUGCCGAUGGCUGCGGUCACAUUAACGGUGCUCCCUCCGAUAGCCUCUGCUUAACAACAGCUUCUGCUGGGAAAGAAACAAGUGUUUGCAGCACGAGCUGAGCCCGCGGAGAGGUGCUCUCAAACUGCCGGAGCUGACCUUGGUGUGAUGCGUGAGGGCUGCAAAGUGCCACCAUUCAAUGAAGGAAUCAAUCCGACCCCACUGUGAGUUGGUUUAGGAGCGCUCUCCUGCCCGUGACUGCGAAAUAAUUCUCUGCAUAGCAUUCCCAGCCCGUUCCUGUUUGGUGAUGGCUCCGACUGGGGCUGUGAUUUACCCCCAGAGGGGUGUCUGCACAAAGCAUGGCGUUAAUUCUGCACGCUGUGCUGAGGAUGUGUCCAGAGAUGCUGUGUCCUGUCUUCAUUAAGAGCUGAGCGAGAUGGAAGGCUGAAAUCUUUCCUUACAGAAGACGUAUGUGUGUAAUAUAAGGCUGCUGCUAAUUCUUCCUGGGGAUUGGCAGAGAACACCAAGGACAAAUUCACUCAAUAUUGCGUUUUCUUCUGCUGGAAGGAGUGCAGGAAAAAAAAAACAAAAACAACCCAACAAAUUGGAAGAAUGAAGAGUGAGGAGGAAUUGAGGUGUCCACAGAGUUCACAGCGUGGGUGAUUGGAAGUGAUGGGGGAGAGAAAGGCAGUGAGUGCUGCUUGCGUAGCACACAGCACCGGGUCUGACUGCAGGGCUGGGGGCUGUGUGUGCCCAUACCGUACUGCCUGUGCCCAUGUACAGCACCUGGUAACAAGCAUUUGUGCUGUGUGCCCUGCUGUGCACCCAGAAGCCAUCACUGCUGUGCACCCAGAAGCCAGCACUGCCGUCCCUUGAGCUCAUCUUCACCCUCAGUGCUAUCUGCACAUCCUUCCCGACGUCGUUUCUACCUCUCGAGUUCCAUAUGUAGGAAACUGCACAGAUGCGCUACGAAUCCAUCUGAAGGUCAGCCUCAACAAAGCCGAUGCUCAUCAGCUUUCUCCAAGUUGCUUUUUUAAUUUGGUGAAGAAAAUCAUUUCCCAACGCUGCAUUUGAAACACCAAUGAGCACUGCUAAUCCCACAGCUCCUCAGGGUGGGGAGAUCCGAUCCCCUCCCACCCACCGGCCCCCGGUGUGCCCCGUGUGCUGCACUCAUUCUGACAGCUCCCCCAAAAGAUGGUUUCCUUCGAGCAUGGGGUCACCGCUGUGGGCACCUUUUUAAGGCAGAGGGGGAAAAAGCAGUGCCCAGCAGCCUGGCAGCUGGGUGUUGCUGGCGGAGAUGCAGGGGGUGCCCACUGCUGGGAUGCGACGGCGGCGAGGAAAAGGACGAUGAAGCCGCUGAAGCUUUUUGGAAUGGUCGUCUUCUGUGGGCUGCUCUCACCCACCCAGGGGGUCCUUUCCGGCCUGUCCUGUGCCAUCAGUCCCAGGGCCAUGCAACAAGUGCUGUCCGAUGCCAUCAUUCAGACCGGGCUCCUCGAGAAGCACCUGCAGGGCAUGGCGCUGCCAAACAUCAUGAGUGAUCGGGGUCUGCUGAGCUCCCCCACCAUCAUCACGGGGCUGCACCUGGAGCGCUCCUGGCUGCCCACGCUGUCGAUAGCACUGCUGCCGGGGAUUGGGAUGCAGUUGGUCGUCACCGUGCACCUGGAUCUCAGUGGCAACUGCUUGAUGGGCAUUCUGUCCGAGGUGAUCGCUAUCUCCCUGGAUGUGACCAUUACCUCCAACAUCAAAAGCACAAGUUUCGAGUUGGGUACAGUCCACGUCACUGUUGAUGACUGCUUCUGCAUUCUUGGUGCUGUAAAGAUCAAGCUGAUCUCUGGCUUACUGUCCCUGUCAGUGCAUGACAUGGUGUUCAGCCACCUGACGGCAACUCUGCCUGGUUUGCUGUGUCCAGUGAUGGAUGCUGUCUCGGAGAUAGUGAACGUCCAGCUCCUGAGCACUCUGAAUGUGGUGAUGCCAGUCGGCUUGAAGGGGAUGGUUCACUACCACCUGGUCGGCCCACCAUUCACCUCCGGUUCGUCCCUGAUGAUGGAUUUAGAUGGCACGGUGCAGCAGAUGGGAGGCAGCAUCAUCCCCCACGACUCGUAUGCCUCCACGUUGCCCCCGCUGCUGGACGGGCUGCUGAUCAUCAUUUUGCGCCAGAGCUUCCUCAGCUCCCUGCUGGCUCUGCUGCUCCAUAUCCAGCCAUACACCUUCCCCUGCUCGUCGGAAGCUUUCUCUGGGGCCAACCAGCUGAGAGAUUCCAUCACAGACCUUUAUCCCACUGGGUGCACCAGCUGCCCCGCAGCCAGCCCUCUAAGCAUCCGUGUGGAGUGUGUGGGGAACCCCAUCCUCCUCUUGGAACCCAACAAAGCCACCGUUGAGCUGUCAGUCCUGCUCCAGGUGUUCGUUAAGCGCCCGGAUGGGUCCGUCAUCAUCCUGCUGCUCCUGAAGGCAGACCUCAGUCUGAACGUCCGCCUGUCGAUCUCCAGGGGCAGUCUGAUGCUGGCCUUCUCUCUGAGCAGGGUUUCCCUCUUCUUGGAGUCAUCUGACAUUGGCAUCAGUGAGAUCUCCAACCUGAAGCCACACCUCACUAAGCUGCUGGUGGAGAUCUACCUGCCACGUCUCAAUGCUGUUGCAGGCGAUGGGAUACCCCUGCCAGAUGUGUUCGGAAUAACUCUGAUGGGAGCGGAACUCCAGAUCUUGUUGGGACUGUUGGUGAUCUCCGUGUGAGCCGUGCAGGGUGCAGGCAGCUCUGGGCACGGCCCUGGAAAGAAAGAGAGAGGAGAUCCGGUCAGGAUGGAGCGUUGGGACCAACAUUAUCUUCUUUCCUUUCCUAAACGUACUGCAAGGUUCCUGGUAAUAUUUAAUGCACUUUAAAUUAAACUGGCUUACACGGUACUGAGAUGCUCGCAUAAGCCAACACCAGCUAGGCAGCUGUGUGUAGAAAUAUUUAUUUAGAGAAAUGAGGGUGAAUUAGAGGUCACGGCUGUAGAAGCAGCAUGGGAUGCUGCAGCUAAAUGGUUAAAUUCCUUCAGAAUUUGGUAACGUUUUUGUCAGGGUAAUGAAAAAGUGAACUUCUUGCACGUGGCUCUGUGUGGAUGUCUCGAAGUACAAAGCUCUGAGCAGGAGCUCG
Molecule: messenger RNA, 8656 nt
Organism: Gallus gallus (chicken)
Lineage: Eukaryota; Metazoa; Chordata; Aves; Galliformes; Phasianidae
Gene: BPIFB3
Product: BPI fold containing family B member 3
Exons: 26
Coding region: 6721-8253 (510 amino acids)
Molecular function (GO): lipid binding
Source: RefSeq, a predicted model, not a curated record